Molecule: messenger RNA, 1392 nt
Organism: Fusarium vanettenii 77-13-4
Lineage: Eukaryota; Fungi; Ascomycota; Sordariomycetes; Hypocreales; Nectriaceae
Exons: 2
Coding region: 1-1392 (463 amino acids)
Biological process (GO): mitochondrial respiratory chain complex III assembly; protein insertion into mitochondrial inner membrane from matrix
Cellular component (GO): mitochondrial inner membrane
Molecular function (GO): ATP hydrolysis activity; ATP binding
Source: RefSeq, a predicted model, not a curated record
AUGGAUGAGGAAACGCUCAAAGAAGCUCUCACGAGCUUCCCCAAUGCCAGCAAGGCGCCAGAACCUGCUGCGACCUCGGCGCUCAACAUCAAUGCCCUGUUCGAAAACCCGCUCUUCGCAGGUGGAAUUGGUCUCGCCUCUCUCGGUGCUGUCGCAGCAUUUGCACGAAAAGGCGCAUUAUCCGCUCUCGGAGCAGCUCGGCGUCGAUUGCUCGUCAACGUCGAAAUCAGCAAGCAGGAUCCCGCGUACCCUUGGAUCCUAGCUUGGCUGUCACAACCCCGCGAGAACCCAGGCUUCAUUGCUUCUCGGCUGACACGAAUCCACAACCUCUCCGUUUCGACAACCACCGCAUCCCGAACGCCUGGCGUCAGUGGGCCACAACAUGCGCAUUUCUUCCUGCAGCCCGGCUAUGGACGGCACAUUGUCAAAUUCGGCAGUGCGUACAUUGCCGUCAAUCGCGAGAAGCACAACACGGCGAACAUGAAUACGGGCGAACCGCACGAGAUUCUUCAGAUGACGACUCUAUGGGCUCACCGACACGUUUUCGAGUCAGUCUUUAGCGAAGCACAUCAACUGGCAGCCAAGGCGAACGAGGGCAAGACGAUUGUAUAUUCGGCUCGAGGAAUGGACUGGGUACCUCUCGGGGACCCUAGGAAGAAGCGACCACUUGGCUCUGUGAUCCUGGAUGAAGGUGUCAAGGAAAACAUCGUGGGCGACGUGCAAGAUUUCUUGAACAGGCAACAAUGUGGUAAGACGUCCUUUAUCCAAGCGCUCGCAGGAGAACUGGAUUUCAGUGUGGCCAUGAUCAAUCUUAGCGAGAUGGGCAUGACGGACGACAAGCUCGCCUAUCUUCUCACUAAGCUGCCGAAGAGGAGCCUGUUGCUGUUGGAGGAUGCAGACGCAGCGUUUGUUAACCGACGACAACGAGAUACCGAUGGAUACAGUGGUGCGACUGUGACUUUCUCAGGUCUUCUCAACGCCCUUGACGGUGUUGCUGCCGGUGAAGAGCGGAUUGCCUUCCUGACGACGAAUCACGUUGAUCGUCUUGAUCCUGCUCUGAUCCGACCUGGUCGUGUAGACUUGAUGCUCCGCAUUGGUGAGGCUACGCGCUACCAGGCUGCUCAGAUGUGGGAUCGAUUUUACGGCGAUGUUGAUAAGGAUCACUCUGGCCGGGAACGUUUCCUCAACCGACUUCAGGAGCUGGGUCUGUUUGGGCAGGGGCCAGAUGGAAAGCCAUCGAAUCGACACACCAGCGCGGCGGCGAUUCAAGGACUAUUUUUGUUCAACAAGAACGACAUGAAAGGGGCGAUCGACAUGGCCGAAGGACUCAUCCCAAGAAAGUUCGAGGCCUCGGACGAUGUUCCAGAGGGAGCCAUCAAGACUCCUGCAUGA